Uranotaenia lowii is the source of this 1290-nucleotide messenger RNA. It is a transcript of the gene Ublcp1, whose product is annotated as ubiquitin-like domain-containing CTD phosphatase 1. NCBI's taxonomy places the organism in Eukaryota, Metazoa, Arthropoda, Insecta, Diptera, Culicidae. Gene Ontology annotation, molecular function: protein serine/threonine phosphatase activity; protein binding. The record is from RefSeq and is a predicted model, not a curated record. Gene Ontology annotation, biological process: protein dephosphorylation. Gene Ontology annotation, cellular component: nucleus.
AAGUUUAUUGACAGGAGGUGGACGAUGCCGGUUUUGUUUGAAAUUCGCUCAAUUUUUGACACACCAGAAGACAGGAAAAAUUGUGAUUGUCGUCAUAAACUUUUUUUAUUUAUAUUUUUCUCGACAGUUGCUUGAAUUUAUAUAUUUAAAAUGGAUCAACAGUCGACCGGAGAAAUAAGCAUAAUUGUUAAAUGGAGUGGAAAGGAAUAUCCAAUCGAAGAUCUAACGGUUCAUGAUACGGUUGCCGUUCUCAAACACGAAAUAUGCAAGAAAACACAGGUGAAACCAGAACGCCAGAAACUUCUGAAUCUGAAACACAAAGGAAAAUUUGCUACCGACGAUAUUCGCUUAGGUUUACUGGAACUCAAACCGAAUUUCAAAUUAAUGAUGGUUGGAUCUCUAGAGGUUGACAUUGAAGAGGCCUCAUCAAAACCUGACGAUAUUGGUAAUGUGAUAAACGAUCUUGAUAACGAUGACGACGAUAAAGUACCGUUGGAGAACAAAGAAGUUUACUUAGCCAAAAUUAAUAAACGUGUUCGUGAAUACCAUAUCAACGAACUUAAUCCUCCUCGUGAAGGCAAGCGUCUACUUGUUCUGGAUAUUGAUUACACACUUUUCGAUCAUCGUUCCGCAGCGGAAAACGGAGCAGAAUUAAUGCGCCCAUAUUUACAUGAAUUUUUGACAUCGGCUUAUGAACAUUACGAUAUUGCAAUUUGGUCAGCUACAUCGAUGAAAUGGAUCGUAGAAAAAAUGAAGCUACUGGGUGUGACAUCGCAUUCCGAUUACAAACUUGUAUUCAUGCUAGAUUCGGAAGCCAUGAUAACUGUACAUUGUCCUGUGCGCGGGGUCAUCGAAGUAAAACCACUUGGUGUUAUCUGGGGGAAAUACGAGCAAUACUCUUCGAAGAAUACAAUAAUGUUUGAUGAUCUAAGAAGAAAUUUUCUGAUGAAUCCUAAAUCCGGGCUUCGCAUUAAACCAUUCGCCGGUGCACAUCUGAAUCGGCACAAGGACAAAGAACUGUUAAAACUAUCAAAAUAUCUUAGAGAUAUUGCCGAAAAUAGUGAUGAUUUCAACGAACUGAAUCAUAAAAAAUGGGAAAGCUAUAAACCGAAGAAACGUCGAGAACUAGCCGAUGAAUAAGAUCUUUUAGUUCCCAUUAUAUUUUCACUUUGCCUUAAUGUAAGUCGGGACAAUUUAAUAUCAAUAAUUUUUUAUUUCUUUGUAAUACAUCUAACUAAACAAAAAUUGAUCAGAAAAUAUAAACAGCCUUUAGAAUUCUAUCUCAUAUAA